Exophiala aquamarina CBS 119918 is the source of this 2640-nucleotide messenger RNA. RefSeq lists its product as uncharacterized. The transcript has a single exon. Bases 1 to 2640 code for a protein of 879 amino acids. Gene Ontology annotation, molecular function: protein dimerization activity. NCBI's taxonomy places the organism in Eukaryota, Fungi, Ascomycota, Eurotiomycetes, Chaetothyriales, Herpotrichiellaceae. The record is from RefSeq and is a predicted model, not a curated record. Gene Ontology annotation, biological process: SREBP signaling pathway; positive regulation of transcription by RNA polymerase II.
AUGGACGCACCCCUCAAUUUCGAUUCCGUUGGUCGUGAAUUCGACAAGUGGCUCGAUUGGAACGGGUCGGUCAACACUACAGAUAGCAACAUCCUGACGAACAAAGAUGCUGUCGAGCCUGGCAACACCUUCCAUCUUCCAAUAUCCCCUUCAUCCACCGCCAACGGCGAUACCCACAACCCCUUUCUCAAGAACGAACUUCUCACCGCCCCUCAUCCUAUUGAUAUCUUAACCCCCCGGCACAGUUCGGCUUCUCCUGAAUCGCGUUCGAGCAUUGAUAUAAGAUUGAGCGGAGACACUCUACGUGAGCAGCAUUCUCCCACCGAACACCCCAUGCUCAAGCGAAAACUCUCGCCUUCCGACGUGCCCACCACCGACUACUCGAAAGAUGCCCAAGUCCCGGCCGCAAAGAAACGUCCGCAUAAUGUCAUUGAGAAGCGUUAUCGAGCUAAUUUGAACGAAAAGAUCGCCGAACUGAGAGACAGUGUUCCCAGCCUUCGCAGUAUCAAGAAGCCAAAGGGGCGAGAUGCGGACAAUGCCGAUAGUGAUGACGAAGAUCUCGAUGGCCUUGCCCCCAGUAACAAGCUCAACAAAGCUUCCAUUCUGACCAAAGCAGUCGAGUAUAUCCGACAUCUCGAGUUUCGCACAAAACGCCUCGAAGACGAAAACAAGGCUCUCAAAGAACGCCUCGAAACCUUGGACAAGGUCAUUGCGGAGGGCGGUCAGGAUGCCCAAAGAACAGCCGCAUUCACCAGCAACACGGUCAUAGAAGAAUCCUCUGAGACUGUAUCUGCUGAAGGCCUCCCGACAGCAGAUCUGUCAUCCUCAACCCCAGCACAGGGGCUUAUUCCCCUCCCUGAUGCAUGGCGGCGAAUGCGCGAAAGCCAGUCUCAGGACCAUUAUGGUCAUAUUUAUCAGACCAAUUCUGAACGAGCUCGUUUCAAGGGCAAAUGGCCCACUCGGAUAUUGUUGGGCUCGCUUGCGGGACUCAUGAUCAUGGACGGUCUCACCGAGUCAGAUACUGGCACGGAAUCUCGUGAAAAGGGUCUUUUUGGCAUUCCACUCGAGCUUCUCGAUGGGUGGCAGUUUCUACGAUCUCCCAGAAUCUAUCUUGCUGCGUUCAGCCAAUUCUGUCGGACUGGAGGCAUCAUUCCGCUCGUGAAAGGAUUCGUCGCUCUGACUGUCUUGGCUUUUCUUAUUUUCUCCUACCUAUUCAACUCGAAACCAGCACCCAAGGACGAUCUCGAAGAACUCGGCACCGCUUCACAGCAGGCUCCCGCCCCAGCCUCCCCGAUCGAAGUCCGGCGCAGGGCGUGGAGCACGAGCAUGCAAGCUCUUCACCUCCCCCACCAUAGCUUCUUCCCGGAAUGGCUUGCUAUAACUUCCGAGUGGUUCAAAUACACAUUUGGCUACAUUUUCGGCCCUCGUGCCUACGCAUGGCUUACUAAACGGACCGCUGAGGAUGACGUGGCCCGGAUCAAAGCCUGGGACAUCGCAAUCGAUGCUCAACUAGCUGGCGGAGAUAUUGAAGUCAGUCGAAGUCGAGUUGUUCUAACCAUUUUCGGCUCUGGCACAUUGCCUUACACCCCCCUGAGGCUAAUGCUGAAAGCGCUCCACUGCCGAGUUUUACUGUGGAACGUGGGCUCACUCGGAACAGCGACAUCCAGAAUCGCUAACCGCGUUGGGCAAUAUUUUGCAAACAGACAAUGGCGGCGAGCCAAGGCUUCUCAUGACCAGCUACCACUUCAACAUUCAGAUCGACUUCCCCGCUAUCUGUCGGAGAUGCUUGAUUUGCCCUGUGACGAUGUGCUCCUCGACACGGUCUGCCAAAGGGCAUACAAUUUGAUGUACGAUCGACCAACACAGGAGCAUUCGUCAAAUAAGCUUCUUGAUGUUGUGGUUGACGACCACGCGGUCCGAUCACCGCUUGACGCCGUCGCUGCAUGGCGAUCAACCCAUUCUUUGACCCAAGCGUUGGAAUUGACUAUUCAGUUCCCUGACUCCCCUGAACUUGCACAAGAACAUCUCAACCACGCGUUGAGAAUUGCUCCCAUAGGGUCUACAGCUGAGACAAGGGCGUUGGCAGCAAGCUCAGUUUUCUGUACCGCCAACCGACUUGCUUUUUUCACACGCGCCUCGCAGGCAAUGGAAACCACUCUCCCUCCCGAGACCAAGGUGACCAUGCAGACCCAACCACCAUAUUUCAUCGAUUCCUCCACUCCGUUGUCGGCAAGAGCCGAUAUUAUCAACUGCCUGCACUGUGCUAAAACUCUGCAGAUUCUUGAUGGUGAGGGAAAUGCUCAGAAAGCUCUGGCCUUCUUUUCUUCCAAGAAUAUCCAUUCCACCUCUACAAAUCUUAUGACUCAAGCUGCUGCUAAGAUUCUUCUCCGACGCUUGUCGGGCAUAGAAAUACCAGUCGCAGCUGGUGGAGAAGAGGUUCGAAAUCUGCUUAACGAAAUUACUUGCGCCGCUGACAUUUUGGAUGUUGUAAGCGCCGUGAAAGUCUCAAGACGAUCCAGCGUCCUCAGUGAUGACACUGGAUAUGCCAGCCAGGAUGACUCUAUCUCAUCGUGGGGUCUGGACCAGGAUCUACGAUGUGAAACUGUGUCUCCUGCCAUCGCGACCGAAUUCGUGGUGUAA